UGUCGCAGACAGCAAAAGCAACAAACACAACAACAAUAUUAACAAACCCACAAAACCAAAGCCAAAAGUGAGCGAAGAAAAGAAAAGAAAAGAAAACAGCGUAAAACAACACCACUUCACUAUUUUUCGUGGUGGAAAAUCGAUAAGCGGCGAAGCUGUACACCCCCGUGUGCGAUAGUGAGUUUUUCCUUCGCCGUGUGAAUUGCUGCUGCUGCUGGUGGUGGUGUAUUUCGCGAACUCUGGAGCGGGAGGAGGUGGCACUCGAUUACAUGACUCACUGCUUCGGAUAAGCGUACGGCCGUGUAGUGACACCGAUAAUUCAAUAGCCAUACCAUCGUCGGGGGCCAUUGGAAUGUAAACUGCACCAUGGAGCGAGUGGAACCGAUUAAUGGCCCGCUGGAAAAGCGUACCCUGCCCUACGGUGAUGCGGAGGAUAGUGACGAGCAGCCUGAAUCUCAAUCGAUGCUAGACAAAUCAGUCGGCCCCAUUGUGUCCAAAAGUGGUGAUAAGAAAAUCGGAAUGUCUCGCGAGCUGGCCGACGGCGAUGGUGGAAGUGGUGUGCAACGGUGCAGCGACGAUGAUGAGCGUGAUGAAACAACCGAAUCAACACGUCUCAUCGAUGAGGAAGAAGUGCAGAAGGGUGAAAAACAGGACGAGGGUGAACCCUCGUCCAACGGUGGCACAACAUCGCCCGGAUUGAACGGGAAAAACAUUGCACUGGUACAGCCGAACAAUCAUCGACGGUCCGAUGAACCGACCGAACUAAGCUUUGAGAAAUUUCCGGAAAAUCACGAAGAAAAGCUGAAGCGCAUCAAAAUCGAAAACGCACUGGAUGAUCCGAAGACAACGCUCGAAACCUGGAAGCAGUUUGCCAAAUCCGAGUACGGUCUGAUUAAUGAUGACUUGCGACGAAAAAUCUGGCCACUGCUGGUCGGUGUUGAUCCACAACAGGUCGAUCCAGCCCCCUCGCUGGAGGAAUUGAACAGCCAUCCCGAGUACAAUCAGGUGGUGCUGGAUGUUAACCGUUCGCUGAAGCGUUUCCCGCCUGGCAUUCCGUACGAGCAGCGCGUGGCAUUGCAGGAUCAGCUAACCGUGCUGAUUCUUCGUGUCAUCAUCAAGUACCCGCAUCUGAAGUAUUACCAGGGAUACCACGAUGUAGCAAUCACAUUUCUGCUCGUCGUGGGUGAAGAGGUUGCAUUUCAUGUGAUGGAAAUACUGUCCACCAAUCAUCUGGUCGAAUGUAUGCAGGAAACGAUGGAACCCACGCAGCGGCGGUUGAUGUUCAUCUAUCCCCUGGUACGCCGGGAGAAUGCAGCACUCUGCAGCUACCUGGAGAGAUCGACGGUAGGAACACUGUUUGCUCUACCCUGGUACCUGACCUGGUUCGGGCACAGUCUCAACUCGUACCGUUCGGUGGUACGCUUGUACGACUACUUUCUGGCGUCCGAUUUCCUGCUGCCGAUCUACGUGACCUCCGCGAUCGUGAUCUAUCGCCAGAACGAAAUAUUUCAGGAGGAUUGUGAUAUGGCAUCGCUGCAUUGUUUACUGUCACAGCUACCUGAAGAUCUCCCAUUUGAAUAUUUGCUAAAGAGUGCCGAGAAUUUGUACCGAAAAUAUCCCCCACGGGUCAUCGAAAAGGAUGUCGAAACCAUGAUCGCCAAGGAAAAACAGCAACGGCUUAACGAGGAGCGCGAGCGUGAAUAUCGCAAACGGUACGGCAAGAAACCGCCCCCGGUGCCGAACUCGAUCAUCAGCCGGUUUCUGCCCCAUCUGCAGCUGUCCCGCCGGUCGGUCUUCGUUACGACCGCGUUCUCGAUACUGGUCGGCUUCUGUGCGUACUACUACCGGGCGCACUACAUACCGCUGGCGGCAGUCAGAUGAGUGGAGCUGUUCCGAACGCGACUACCGUCGUCGUUCGUCGUUUGUGCCUCGUCGAAUCCACUGGCCGCGCUUGGGCGACCCUGGUGGUGGUGGCAUACGGGUGGCAGCGCACAGGUGCAGUAAAACCGAAACCGAAACCGUUUUGCUUUCAAUCGGCGAAUUGUGAUGUAUUAUUUAUGUCAUGCUUCAUCAUGCUCUGUUUUUUAACGUGUUUCUUGAUCGUACGCCCUGUUUAUACGUUCCAGUCACUCUCUGUACUUUUUUGUUGUUGGUAUGCUUUUAUUUUAUUCAUUUUUCCUGUAAAUACGUUAGAACAUUGGUUGCGUGCUUUUGUUAUCGUGAUGUCGAUGUGGCAAUAUAUCGUGUCGGUGAGCUUGACUGGCUGAUAUCUGGGCGGGCGCAGGAUGAACAGAGCAGGGGAGGGAGGGUUUUUUUCGUCAUCGAAUAGUUUAAAUAUUUCAUUUUUGUUGUGUCGAUAUUUUUUUGUACCAUCGAGAUUUAUG
Molecule: messenger RNA, 2384 nt
Organism: Anopheles arabiensis
Lineage: Eukaryota; Metazoa; Arthropoda; Insecta; Diptera; Culicidae
Product: TBC1 domain family member 20
Exons: 7
Coding region: 367-1881 (504 amino acids)
Biological process (GO): endoplasmic reticulum to Golgi vesicle-mediated transport; positive regulation of GTPase activity
Cellular component (GO): endoplasmic reticulum membrane
Molecular function (GO): GTPase activator activity
Source: RefSeq, a predicted model, not a curated record